This is a messenger RNA of Paramuricea clavata, 1333 nucleotides long. Lineage: Eukaryota; Metazoa; Cnidaria; Anthozoa; Malacalcyonacea; Plexauridae. The record is from the annotation of a GenBank genome assembly.
AAAAUGCACCAAAGUACAAAGAUGUGUUACAUCAACGAGAUGUUUGGCAUGGAGCAAAAAACCUUGCUAAGAAGGUUAUCACUGUAUGUAUGAUUUUUGCAGCGCAAUGUUUGUAUCAAUUUCUAUAAGUAAUGAUUUGCAUUUUUUACUGUAGGCUGCUAAUGAGAAGGGAAAUGAAGAUCUCUCGCACUGGAUUGCUUCGGUCAGAAACCAUUUUUGGUACUGCAGUCGAAAGUGUGGUGGUAGUACAGCAGAUUUCAAGGUGUAUAUAAUAUGUUAAAAAACUAUGUAACAUUAUUUUUAUGUUGGUAAAUACUGUAAGGACUUGCAAAAUAUUGCCGGAUAUUUGUGGUUCCAAACUUGAUUCGUUAUCAUUAGCGGCAAUUUGGCUAAUUAGCUUCAUUAAGUGUCUUGAAUUUUAACAUUGUAAUCUAUUCAAUAGGACUUGUGGAUUGGCUUGCUCCACCAUGUGGUUGAUGAACAUCAGUGGGUGCUGAAUGACGGAAUAGGACAGGGGAAAUGUGACCAUAGUGUGUUGACAGAAGAAGAAAGGUCAAAACCUUGGCUGCUAAAGGAUUCCUCUCCACACAAAGCCUUAAGACAAAUAAUUUUGCACAAGCGACUGCUAAAUGAAUUGCACUACUACACCAAUUUUAGGUUAGUGUAAAAUGUGCAGUUAAAUAAGCAAACCUUACCAGUGGCAGAAAUUAACAUUUUCUGCAGGUGGAAGCAGUGUAAAUUGCUGAACAAACUUUCAAAUUUCUGGCAAACCUCAGUUGCUGUGGCCACGCUCAUAUUUGGAAUGGCCGUUUUAGCCCUCUUAUAGGCCAAAAUUUUUAAAAAUUUGUCAUUUGUCUGUGAAGGUGGGGGCGGGGGGAACACCCCCCCCCCAACUUAGAUUUCCGCCACUGUACCGUACAAAAUAGAUUUUCAUCUCAAAAAGACACUUUAGUCCAUUUCAUUGAUAUAGGAAUCAUCAAGGUCGUAUCAUAUAUAAUACAGUGUUCACAUUCUUGUAUAGACACACUGGAUUUUUGGAGUCCUUUCACAAUCAUUUGCUGAUGUAUUGUCCCAAACGCCUUUCUUACACGUAAGUACAAAUUGUGAGUUCAAUUUAUUUACGGUGUGUGAUAAAAAUAGUUUCUUAACCCAGUAACUGGCCGCGGUUUUACAAUGACAUUGAGACAUUUAUGUCCUAAGAUACACCAUCACAAUGAUUAUUGCUUCUUUUUUAUAGGAUUAUUGGAUACAAGCUAAGGAACCAACUAGCAGCAAUUGACUUUAACAAACACAGGAGUCGAGAAAUAGCCAAAACAGCAGAUGAGACACCCAG